CCUCGUUUCGUCACUCGUCUAAGACAGCCCCAGCGCGCACUACUGCAGCCGCCGGUGGCUGGCUGCCCUCCUCCCCCAGGCCCUCCACCCUCGCAGGAAAAACCGCCAAUUGCUCCUGUCCCUCGCUCUCAGACAUCUAUCAUCCCCCCCCACUAAACCAUCUCUGCCAUCUGUGCCGCGAUACCGUACACUUACCCAAUCCUUCUCUGUUGUUUACUGUUUACUCCCACCACUCUGUGGAUAGUCGACGAACAACUCCAUCACCAUGGAGCGCCCUCCAGGUUACGCUGCCCCUCCAGGCUACGAUGAAGAUGACGACGACAUGCGCGACCCUCGCGGCGCGCCAAUGUACACACAAGGCCCCAACCAACACCUGCGAUUGCUCGACGACGAAGAGCCGCUGUACAGAACACCAGAUGCUCCGAACCGCUCUUAUCAGCCGACACCGAGCCAUGUGCCGUCCGUCUCGGACCUCUCAGCGCGCUUCGAGCAGAUGAGCUCGCAUUCCGACCUCGCAUAUCGCCAAUCCCCCGCUGUUCCGGGCUACAACUCUCCGGCCCCGAGACGCGAUUACGCUCCGACCAUCUCUCCCACUCCAUCGCGCGGUUAUGGGGGUUCGGCUCAGUAUCCUUACUCUCCAUCGAGCUCGCGCGCGGAGAGCCAUGGGUAUGCGCCUUCAUCGCACGGUCGCAGCAGUGUAGAUCCGGGAAUGCAGUACCCCUCGUCGACCAUUUCGCGUAGCAACUUGGACGCCUAUGCGACAACGUCGAUGCUGGGCAGCAAUUUGGAACCUGAGCGACCGUGGCCGCCUUCGCGCCAGAGCACAAGGGAGCCGGAUGAAUGGAGUCGGCCACCGCCAUCCAUGUCGUUUGAGCCUGCGGAUCUCAAUGGACGGCCCCGGCCUGGGACUGCCUCGAGCACUAGUACCGGCCCUAGGAGUCGAAGCGCUACAUCCUCACGAAGGCCGCUUCCGUCGACACCGUUCCGGAACCGGGGAAGGAGUACUACCGAUGAGACGCUUGUGCCGAUAAAUCAGGACUAUGGUUAUACGGACGACGACGAUUCCCGGUAUACUCCCCGUCGCGGUCGGGAUAGGGGGCAUUCGCUAGAUAUGACUGAACGGACGAACACGAUGUCUACCAAUUCGUUCGCCGGGAACUCAGUGUCUGGAAAGUCAUUGAACUCAGAGAUGACUGCAAAAAAUACCGAUGUCGAAGAUGAGGAGGUUGAUCCUGAGAAGGCAAAAGCCGGCCGCCUUACUCGCACCAAGGGAGAGCAUUUCGGACCCGCCCCGCAGGCGCCCCAGGCUAGACGAGGUCUCAAUCGCGAAGCGCUCAUGACCAAGAAGCAAGUCAAGCUUAUCAACGGUGAGCUUAUCCUUGAUUGUAAGAUUCCGACGAUUUUGUAUUCCUUCCUCCCUCGCCGGGAUGAGAUGGAAUUCACGCACAUGCGGUACACCGCCGUUACCUGCGAUCCCGAUGAUUUCGUCAAACGCGGAUACAUGUUGCGUCAAAACAUGGACCCGACACGGCGAGAGACGGAGCUAUUCAUCUGCAUCACCAUGUACAACGAGGACGAGCAAUGCUUCACCAGGACCAUGCACGGUGUGAUGAGGAACAUUGCUCACUUCUGCUCUCGUAACAAGUCCAGAGUCUGGGGAAAGGAGGGAUGGCACAAGAUCGUCGUCUGCAUUGUUGCCGACGGGCGAAAAAAGGUGCACCCGCGAGUCCUCGAUGCCCUGGCCGCAAUGGGUGUCUACCAGGCCGGUAUCGCAAAGAAUUUGGUCAAUGGUCGUCCCGUCAAGGCACACGUGUAUGAGUACACCACGCAGGUCUCGCUGGAUUCGGAUCUGAAGUUCAAGGGCGCCGAGAAAGGAAUCGUCCCGGUACAGAUGAUCUUCUGCCUGAAGGAGCAGAACGCAAAGAAGUUGAACUCCCACCGAUGGUUCUUUAACGCUUUCGGAGCAUCGCUUUCGCCGAAUGUGUGCAUUCUCCUCGAUGUCGGCACCAAGCCUGGAGGCGACAGUCUGUACCAUCUGUGGAAAGCUUUCGACAGAGAUUCCGAGGUUGGAGGAGCCUGUGGUGAGAUCAAAGCUAUGAAAGGAAGAGGUUGGAUGGGUCUCUUCAACCCCCUUGUCGCAUCACAAAACUUCGAGUACAAGAUGUCCAACAUCCUGGAUAAGCCUCUCGAGUCGGUAUUUGGAUACAUUACCGUGCUUCCAGGAGCUCUUUCGGCGUACCGAUAUCACGCACUUCAGAACGACGAGAACGGUUGUGGACCACUGGCGCAAUACUUCAAAGGAGAGACGUUACACGGUAAGGACGCGGAUGUCUUUACCGCGAACAUGUAUCUGGCCGAGGAUCGAAUUCUGUGCUGGGAGCUGGUGGCCAAGAAGAGUGAGCGGUGGGUGCUCAAAUAUGUGAGAAGUGCAACAGGAGAGACCGACGUGCCAGAUGCCGUGCCGGAAUUUGUCUCUCAGCGUCGACGAUGGCUGAACGGUGCAUUUUUCGCUGCCAUUUACUCGCUCGUACACUUCAAGCAGGUGUGGUACACGGAUCAUACCGUCGUCCGUAAGGUCUUGUUGCAUCUGGAGUUCGUUUACCAGUUUGUCAGCUUGUUGUUUACGUUCUUCUCUCUGGCCAAUUUCUACCUUAUGUUCUACUUCAUCGCUGGAUCUCUAUCGGAUGAUAGGAUGGAUCCAUUCGGCAAUGGAUGGGGAGGACGCAUCUUCAUCGCCCUGCGUUUCCUCUGCAUCCUUCUGAUCUGCACGCAAUUCAUCCUGUGUAUGGGUAACCGUCCGCAGGGUGCAAAGCGAAUGUUCGCAUCCUCCAUGAUACUGUACGGCAUCAUCAUGGCAUACACCACAUUCUGCAGUUGCUACAUCGUCAUCAAGUCCUUCACGGGGGGUGUCAAUGGCGAAGCGACCGAGCUAAAAAUUGGAGACAACCUCUUUACAAACCUUAUCGUCUCCACCGGUUCCACCAUCGGUGUCUACUUCCUCAUGAGUUUCCUGUACUUCGACCCAUGGCACAUGUUCACGUCGUCGCUGCAGUACUUCAUGAUGCUUCCCUCCUACAUCUGUACCCUCCAAGUCUAUGCCUUCUGCAACACCCACGACGUGUCCUGGGGAACCAAGGGUGACAACAUGCAAUCGGUCGAUCUAGGAGCCGCCGUCGCAACCAAGAACGGUGCUGUCGAGUUGGAGAUGCCGAGUGAGCAGUUGGAUAUUGAUAGCGGAUACGACGAGGCACUCAGGAACCUCCGGGAUCGUCUUGAAGUCGAGGAGCUGCCCAUCACCGAAGAGCAGAUCAAGGAGGAUUAUUAUCGCGCUGUCAGAACGUAUGUCGUCGUCGUGUGGAUGGUGGCCAAUGCCGUCCUUGCGAUGAUUGUUACGGAAGUUUACAAUAUCAACGAUGUUGGUGACAACGGGUAUCUCAAGUUUACCCUCUGGUCCAUCGCCGUCCUGGCACUGUACCGCAUGAUCGGGUCGUCGGCAUACCUUGUAAUCCAGGGUAUCCACGGCUUCGUCGAAGGAAAAGUCAAGCUUGAGCCCGACCGCAUCAAAGAAAGAUGGACGCAACCCGCCUGGCGGCGACGACUUGGCCUCGGCAAAGCAGGCGGCAUCCUUGGCAAACCAUAAGUUAUGACGAUGAUAACGUUUUCUUUUCGGAUGGUUAUGAUAUGACAUGUAAUGUUUGUGCUGUUUUUCUUUUCUUUUCUUUCCGCACGCUUUCUUUUUCUCUCGGUGUUGCUUCUUGUACUUUACGAUACCUUUGCUUUGGUCUGGCGUGGCCCUUUUUCCCCGUUCCCUUUGGUUGGUUGGUUGGGUGGUCUAGUGAUGCGAGUUGGGGGAUAGGGGAGUUUGCUUAUGAUAUGAUUUUGUGUGUAUGUGGUGGGUGCAGUGGUGGGUGGAGGCAAAAGCAUAUCAUGUAUGUAAAUACCAUGGAUGAUGGAAUACGAUUGCUUGUUGAAAUGCGAAAU
Messenger RNA from Tricharina praecox, 3981 nucleotides. Its product is annotated as putative chitin synthase. Gene Ontology annotation, cellular component: cell septum; cell periphery. Lineage: Eukaryota; Fungi; Ascomycota; Pezizomycetes; Pezizales; Pyronemataceae. The record is from RefSeq and is a predicted model, not a curated record. Bases 266 to 3640 code for a protein of 1124 amino acids. Gene Ontology annotation, molecular function: chitin synthase activity. The transcript has 4 exons.